CUUCAGUCCUCUUCCUGGGGCCCAGCCACUCUGCUACCCCGCCCCCCCCUCGUUUCCGCAUUCAUCCUUCAGUGGCUGGGCUGAAGUUGCAGGGAGAGGAGAGGAAAGAAGCCAGAAAGAGGUGCGGGAAAAGCGAAAACAGGCUGCCAAACCAGGGCAUUCCUUCCAAGUUAAAAAAGGAAGUCUGCUGACGUUAGCUACAUUUAACCUCCUCUCGUGUGUAACAUUUGACUUUGGGAACAAAAAUGAACUUUGCGGAGGGAGAAGACUCGAAGAGAUACUGCAUCAAAACGAAACAUGUGGCCAUCAUCUGUGCGGUGGUGGUGGGUGUAGGGCUGAUAGUAGGACUUUCUGUUGGCUUGACCAGAUCGUGUACUCUCCCAGAAGAUGCCCCUUCCCCCAGUCCACCCACGGCGAGCCCUCCCCAGGACCAGGGGGCCUGCCCUGCAAGUGCCGAUGAAAGCGGAGCCUGGACGAAUUUCAGGCUGCCAGACUUCAUCAUCCCGGUGCACUACGAUCUGGAGGUGAAGCCGGUAAUGGAGGAGGACACCUACACGGGCAAUGUGACCAUCGAAAUCAACGUCACCAAGGCCACCCGGCACCUGUGGCUGCACCUCCGGGACACCAGGAUCAGCCAGCUCCCGGUGCUGAGGCGGCCCUCAGGGACGCAGGUGGCAGUCCAGCGGUGCUUCGAGUACAAAAAGCAAGAGUAUGUGGUGGUGGAAGCACAGGAAGAGCUCACACCCAGCGGCACCGAGGGUCUCUACCGCUUGACCAUGAACUUCGCCGGCUGGCUGAAUGGCUCGCUCGUGGGGUUUUACAGAACGACCUACGUGGAGAAAGGACAAACCAAGAGCAUAGCGGCCACUGAUCAUGAACCCACGGAUGCCAGGAAGUCCUUCCCGUGUUUUGACGAGCCCAACAAAAAGGCAACAUAUACAAUAUCUAUCAUCCACACCAAAGACUAUAAGGCACUUUCAAAUAUGCCAGUGGAGAAAGAAGAGUCGGUGGAUGACAAAUGGACUAGAACAACUUUCCAGAAGUCCGUCCCCAUGAGCACUUACCUGGUGUGCUUUGCUGUGCAUCAGUUCGAUUCCGUGAAGAGAACAUCAAAGAGGGGAAUUCCUCUCACUGUAUAUGUCCAGCCAGAGCAAAAGCACACAGCUGAAUAUGCAGCAAACAUAACUAAAAGUGCGUUCGAUUAUUUUGAAGAAUACUUUGCUAUGGAUUAUGCUCUUCCUAAAUUAGAUAAAAUCGCUAUUCCAGACUUUGGCACUGGGGCCAUGGAGAACUGGGGACUCAUCACGUACAGAGAAACAAACUUGCUUUAUGAUCCCCAGGAGUCGGCCUCAUCAAACAAGCAGAGGGUGGCCAGUGUGGUUGCCCAUGAACUUGUGCAUCAGUGGUUUGGGAAUACUGUGACCAUGGAAUGGUGGGAAGACUUGUGGCUGAAUGAAGGCUUUGCCUCUUUCUUUGAGUUUCUGGGAGUAAACCAUGCAGAAGGAGAUUGGCAAAUGCGGGACCAGAUAUUACUUGAAGAUGUGCUGCCUGUACAAGAGGAUGACUCUUUGAUGUCUUCACACCCCAUUGUGGUCACCGUGUCAAAUCCUGAUGAAAUAACAUCUGCUUUUGAUGGGAUAUCCUACAGCAAGGGAGCUUCCAUUCUGAGAAUGCUUGAAGACUGGAUAUCACCGGAGAACUUUCAAAAAGGAUGUCAGGCUUAUUUGGCAAAAUACAAAUUUAAGAACGCAAAGACUUCAGAUUUUUGGAGAGCACUUGAAGAGGCAAGUAAUCUACCAGUGAAAGAAGUAAUGGACACCUGGACCCAACAGAUGGGUUAUCCUGUACUUAAUGUGGAAAAUAAGACAGCCAUCAUACAGAAACGCUUUCUACUGGACGCAAGAGCUAAUCUUUCUCAGCCACCUUCAAAUCUUGGAUACACAUGGAAUAUUCCAGUUAAAUGGACUGAAGAUAAUGUGUCGCGUAUUACAUUCUACAAUAGAUCAGAAACAAGAGGAAUCACUUUGAACCCUUCUUAUACAAGUGGAAAUGGUUUUCUCAAAAUAAACCCAGAUCACAUUGGGUUUUAUCGUGUAAAUUAUGAAGUACCAACUUGGGACCUGAUAGCUACCAGUCUUAACACCAACCCCAAGAACUUUUCCUCCGCUGAUCGUGCAAGUCUUAUUGAUGAUGCUUUUGCCUUGGCAAGAGCUCAACUUCUGGAUUAUAAGGUGGCUCUGAACUUGACCAAGUAUCUCAAAAAGGAAGAGGAUUUUUUACCAUGGCAGAGAGCCAUUUCAGCUGUAACCUAUAUUAUUAGCAUGUUUGAAGAUGAUAAAGAGCUAUACCCUAUGAUUGAGGAAUACUUCCGAGAUCAAGUAAAGCCAGUUGCAGAUGUUCUGACAUGGAAUGAUACUGGAGACCACCUCACAAGGUUGCUCCGUGCUUCUGUGCUGGGGCUCGCCUGCAAGUUGGGAGACAAAAAAGCCUUGGACAGUGCUUCCCAGUUAUUUCAGCAGUGGCUCACUGGGACUGUAAGGAUUCCUGUAAAUCUCAGGCUUCUGGUGUAUCGGUAUGGAAUGCAGAACUCUGGCAAUGAGACUUCAUGGAACUACACUCUUGAUCAGUACCAGAAGAGUUCAUUAGCUCAAGAAAAAGAAAAACUGCUGUAUGCAUUAGCAUCCGUGAGGAACAUUACUCUGUUGUCAAGGUAUUUGGAUUUGCUCAAGGACUCAAACGUCAUUAAAUCUCAGGAUGUGUUUACAGUCAUCCGAUAUAUCUCAUAUAACAGCUAUGGGAAGAACAUGGCCUGGAACUGGAUACAGAACAACUGGGAAUAUCUAGUCAACAGGUACACACUCAAUGACAGAUACCUUGGCCGGAUUGUCACAAUAGCAGAGCCGUUCAACACUGAACUACAGCUCUGGGAGGUGGAGAGUUUUUUCAAAAAAUAUCCAGAAGCUGGAGCAGGAGAAAAAUCUAGGGAGCAAGUGCUGGAAACAGUGAAAAACAAUAUUGAAUGGGUAAAACAAAAUAGAAAGAGUAUAGCAGAAUGGUUUGGGGAUUUACCUAGGAAUGGUUCAAAUAUUGUAUUGUAAUUUUGUGAAUCUGUUGUUUCUACUAUUAAGCAUUUAGUGACCUGAUAUUCAAGCACUGUGGGGGGAUCCUUAUACACAGAUUCUGCUUUUUCUGAGUAUUAUUUUUUUAUGUUUUGCAAAGCUUUAAAAUUGUUUAUGAAAGAAGAUACAAAAAAGGAGUUAAUGUACUCAGGGAUUUCUUCUAAGUGUACUUCAUAGGAGAUUCUUUUCAAAGUGAAGAGAAUGUAAUAGCCAUUUAAAUGUCUUUAAAAAUCAUUCUUUGUAUCUCAAAUCUGUGAAAAUAGAACAAUUUGGUCUUAGCUUUACAUUUUCAGUACCAAAGAAACACCACUAAUCUUUUCUCUUGAUUGAUUUUUAAAGUUGAAUACCGGUACUUGAGGGACCAAUAUUACAUCUUAAUCUUUAUUUUAUUAUUCAGAAUUAUACAGAUCUAAUACCAUUUUAUUCACAUAUGUCUUAUUCCUUUAAAUCCUACCAAAGUAACUGAGCUUAAAUUUUACUCAAGGAUUGCAUGAAUUAGCCAAAGAAAUGGCUGACUGUUGCCUUUGCUCUUAUAACAUCAACAAGAGAACUCUCCUCUCCUUUUAAAAAUAAAUCUGAAUGAUUACUUU
Phyllostomus discolor (pale spear-nosed bat) is the source of this 3709-nucleotide messenger RNA. RefSeq names its product glutamyl aminopeptidase (gene ENPEP). The transcript is spliced from 20 exons. The record is from RefSeq and is a predicted model, not a curated record. Gene Ontology annotation, molecular function: zinc ion binding; peptide binding; metalloaminopeptidase activity. Gene Ontology annotation, biological process: proteolysis; peptide catabolic process. The coding region runs from base 246 to 3098 and encodes 950 amino acids. NCBI's taxonomy places the organism in Eukaryota, Metazoa, Chordata, Mammalia, Chiroptera, Phyllostomidae. Gene Ontology annotation, cellular component: cytoplasm.